This is a messenger RNA of Benincasa hispida (wax gourd), 1365 nucleotides long. Its product is annotated as zinc finger protein WIP5. Gene Ontology annotation, biological process: anatomical structure development; regulation of gene expression. Gene Ontology annotation, cellular component: nucleus. Gene Ontology annotation, molecular function: DNA-binding transcription factor activity. The record is from RefSeq and is a predicted model, not a curated record. Lineage: Eukaryota; Viridiplantae; Streptophyta; Magnoliopsida; Cucurbitales; Cucurbitaceae.
AAAAAAAAAAAAAAAAAAACCAAAAAAAAAAAAAAAAAAAUUCCCCCCCCUCCCCUUCCUUCCCCUAAUAGAUCCCAUUUUUUCCCCAUGGAUGACCCUUCCACUAACUUCUUCUUCACAAAUCUCUUCAAAUUCAACUCUCCCACCACUACCAAUUUCCUUCACUACCCUUCUUCUUCUUCAAACCCUCCUCCUCCUCCUCCUCCUCCUCCUUCUCCUCCCCCUCCCAAUUUCUUCCCCACUUUCCACCACCACGCGCCACCGCCAUCCUCUCCGCCGCUCCGCCAAGCUCUCCCUCUCCUUAGCCUUAGCCCCACAAGAUCAUCAUCACAAGAAAAAAACAACAAAGAGGAAGAAAAGGAAGAAACUUUAAUGAGAGUUGCACUUCAUAUAGGGUUACCAAGCCCUAGGGUUGAAGAAGAAGAAGAAAUAGAAGAAGAAGAAGAUGAAGAAAUAGAAGAAGAAGAAGAAGAAUUAGAAGAUCAAGAAGAAGAAGAAGUAGCAAUUUCAGGAUUGUGUUUGAGUAAUAGUAGACUUAACAAAGGACAAUAUUGGAUCCCAACUCCUUCACAAAUCCUCAUUGGACCUACUCAAUUCUCUUGUCCUGUUUGUUACAAAACCUUCAAUAGAUAUAACAACAUGCAGAUGCACAUGUGGGGGCAUGGGUCACAAUACAGGAGAGGACCAGAAUCGUUAAGAGGAACACAGCCAACAGGGAUGUUGAGGCUGCCAUGCUAUUGCUGUUCACCAGGUUGCCGCAACAACAUUGACCAUCCAAGAGCAAAGCCAUUAAAAGAUUUCAGAACUCUUCAAACUCACUACAAACGCAAGCAUGGAAUCAAGCCUUUUAUGUGUAGGAAAUGUGGGAAAGCCUUUGCUGUUAGAGGAGAUUGGAGAACUCAUGAGAAGAAUUGUGGAAAGCUUUGGUAUUGCAUUUGUGGCUCUGAUUUUAAGCACAAAAGAUCUCUCAAAGACCACAUCAAAGCCUUUGGAAAUGGCCAUGCUGCUUAUAAUCAUACUAAUAAUAAUAAUGCUAAUAACAACAAUAAUCCCGAUCAUCGUCGUCAUCAUCAUCGGCAUCAUCGUCUCCAUGGGUUCGAUGAAGAGGAUGAUCAUGCUUAUUCUGAAGUUGAGCAAGAUCAUGAUUGAUUUUGUUCUAUUUCUUCUCUAAUGGGAAUUAUUGGGUCAUUAGUAUGUUCUUAUAUAUAUAUAUAUGGGGGUUCUAGGGAACAAUAUUCUUAUGAUCUAUAUAUAUAUAUCUUAUAUGUUACAAAAUCCAGUUUUUUCUUUUCUUUUCUUUUUAAGCUAUUUUAGCCAAAGCUUUUUUGUAUAUUGAAUUUGCCAUUUUUAAUCAACUCUCUUGGU